Zootermopsis nevadensis is the source of this 1077-nucleotide messenger RNA. RefSeq lists its product as uncharacterized. NCBI's taxonomy places the organism in Eukaryota, Metazoa, Arthropoda, Insecta, Blattodea, Termopsidae. The record is from RefSeq and is a predicted model, not a curated record.
AUGCGUGUAGCAAUUAAACAAUUCAUGCACUUACCAUCCUCGAUCACUAAUGGAGUUAUUUAUUGUGGUAAGGGAGACGGGGGGCUAGGCUUCCCUAAGCUGGAACACCUAGUAACGAGAGUGAGUCUUGGGGCCGGUCUCAAGUUUACUAGUUCGAAUGAUCCGGCUGUUCGAGCCCUCUCCGGAUGCGCUACCACUAUUGCUCGUCUCCAGCGGUUGGCGCUAUCUGCAAGACUACCAUAUCCUUAUACAACAACCGACCUAAAACAAUACAAGUUUAGAACGCAAAAAGAGGAGCUCAAAAGAUGGUCGGCACUUCAGUCUCAGGGACGGGCAGUUGAUUCAUUGGCUGGUGAUAAGGUGGGAAAUGCUAUCUUCUAUAAUCCCACCCUGCUGAAGCCAUGUCGAUUCACGACAGCCCUGCAGUUUCGAACUAAUACUGCAGGGAAUAGAACCAGCCUCAACUGCGCCAUACCACAGGUGGAUUUGAACUGCCGUAAGUGUGGAGCGGCUAAGGAGACGCUAGGACACAUUUCAGGCCAGUGCAUACUUACGAAGGCAGCCAGACAUGAUGAGAUACGGGACCUCAUGAUGGACAGAAUCAUGGAAAUGGAUAAAACAGCAGACGUUACCAAAGAACCUGAACUCCACAGCGUCAACGGGAAACUUAAACCCGACCUGGUCAUUAAGAACCAGAGAGGGGUCUUUGUGGUCGACGUCACAGUCCGCCAUGAAGAUGAGGAUUACCUUAAGAUCGCCAAGGAAGAAAAACAAGAAAAGUAUGGUAUUCUUCUGCCAGCAAUGCAGCAGGAAAGAGGUGCCCCUACUGCUGAAGUCCUGCCCAUUGUUGUUGGGACUCGAGGAGCCAUGCCUACCGACACGAUCAAAUGCCUUCAAAAACUGGGCAUGGGAAGAAGUUAUCAUAAGACCAUAUCCCUGAUGGCGCUCAGGAGCUCUAUCACUCCUUUUUGGAUUAUCAGGGACAAAUUCUCUAGCAUCAUGGGCAGGCGACCUGUUUACGUUGGGGGGGGGGAUCACAACCUUCUCCUAACCAGAGUAGGUUCCCCUGCCAAGUAA